This is a messenger RNA of Arabis nemorensis, 2391 nucleotides long. The record is from the annotation of a GenBank genome assembly. NCBI's taxonomy places the organism in Eukaryota, Viridiplantae, Streptophyta, Magnoliopsida, Brassicales, Brassicaceae.
AUGUUACGCCGUCUUGGGUGGUUAUUUGGAUUGAGCAAAAGAAGAAGACAGGCAAAGACUCUUGAUGCUAAACCUUACGUAGCCAGGGUUAAGCCAGUACUGAUGGUUGACACGGUCCAAGAAAUUGCGAUUUAUAUCCACAGGUUUCAUAACCUUGAUCUAUUUCAGCAAGGAUGGUAUCAAAUAAAAAUCACCAUGAGAUGGGAGGAUGGCGAUAGCAUAACUCGUGGAAUUCCUUCUCGAGUCGUUCAGUAUGAAGCUCCCGAAUCCGGCCCUAGUGCCUCAUAUGGAGUGUGGAGGAUAUAUGAUAAAGAUAAUAGUUUCUUAACACAGCCCUUCCGCGUCAAAUAUGCAAGGCAAGAUAUUCGUCUGUGUAUGAUGAUCUCGUUUACUUUGCCACUGCCAAGAUAUGAGGGGUCAGCUACAUCUGCUGCUGUAUUGAAAUUUGAGCUCAUGUAUGCUCCCUCUAUGGAUAAUUCAUCACUGAAGCAUUUAGAUGCUUUGCCUACUGCAGUUCAUGAGUUUCGUAUUCCACCUAAAGCUCUUACAGGCUUGCAUUCAUACUGUCCUGUGCAUUUUGAUACACUUCAUGCGGUUCUUGUCGAUGUGAGUGUCCACAUUAGUGUACUGAAAUCUGCUGCUUACAGGCGACCUGCAAAUCUAUCAAGUGGCAUAAGUAAUAAUAAAAAUGUCAGUGGCGGCAGUGCUCAAUCUUUCAAAAAAGCACUUGGUCUGCUUGCUUCUGCUGACAAGAAACUGGUGUCAUUUGUUAAAGCAUUACUUGGAGCUCGCGAUAUUUUACUCGACGAAAUGCAAAGACUUAGCAAGGCAAUUGAUCAAUCUAUUGACUUGUCUGACUUUGUAUCAAAUAUGAACAAUGUUCCGUUAUCUCACUCAGCAGUUGAUGGUUCAGGACAAGGCAAGGAACAAAACAGUCUUGAGAACUUGAAUAUCACCUUUGAUUUAGCAAGUGAUGACUGGCUUCAUGAACUCUCGAAGGAUCAGCUAUCUCGUCUAUUCCACUUACUGGGAACCCAGCUACAUUAUCUUUGGAACACAUUUCUGGGAUUUCACCGGGAUAAUAACACAAAAAUACUGGAAUAUCUUCGUGAUAUCUGGACUAAAGACCGGAGAGCUGAAUGGUCAAUAUGGAUGGUGUACUCUAAGGUUGAAAUGCCCCAUCAUUUUAUAAAUAGUGGAAUGACUGAUAUCUUAAACCAGAGUGCGCACAAAAGGACCUCAAGUGUGUUAAAGUUGAGCGAUCCUGCCCAACUUGCAGCUAACCGUGCUGAACUUCACCGUCGAAGUAUCGCGCAGAUGCGGAUUAAUAACCGUUCAAUACAAGACAUGCAUAUACUUGGAGAUCCUAUGCGGGUUCCUAUUAUUAUAAUUGAACGUGUUUUGAAUGCACCAAGACGCACUUUAAGUGAUAAUUCAUACUUGAGACAUGUGGAUAUGCUCGAUUCUAGCCCGCUGAAUGGGCACAGCGAUGAAGCGGAAAACACAAAAGCUACUAACUCCCAGCAAAGUGGCCGUGAACUAAAAAUCGUUGUUUUUGUGCAUGGUUUCCAGGGGCAUCACUUAGACUUAAGGCUUGUCCGGAAUCAGUGGCUUCUGAUAGAUCCAAAGAUAGAGUUUCUUAUGUCUGAGGCAAAUGAGGAGAAAACACAUGGCGAUUUCAGGGAAAUGGGACAGAGGCUUGCACACGAAGUUGUUUCUUUCCUUAAGAGGAAAAAGGAUAGAUAUGCGAGACAUGGGCAUUUGAAAGGCAUCAAAUUGAGUUUUGUUGGACAUUCCAUUGGAAACGUCAUCAUCAGAACAGCACUUGCGGAUAGUUUAAUGGAACCAUACAGGAAGUUUCUACACACAUAUCUAUCGCUUUCGGGUCCGCACUUGGGGUAUCUGUACAGUACGAACUCCUUGUUUAAUUCCGGGCUUUGGCUCCUGAAGAAGUUAAAAAGUACACAGGUUAUUCAUCAGCUUACACUCACAGAUGAUCCUGACAUCCGGCAUACUUUCUUUUACAAACUCUGCAAGCAAAAGACGUUGGAAAAUUUCAAAAAUAUAGUUCUCCUAUCGUCCCCUCAGGAUGGCUAUGUUCCAUAUCACUCAGCAAGGAUUGAAUCAUGCCAACCGGCUUCAUUCGACAGCACAAAAAGAGGAAUCGCCUUCUUGGAAAUGCUGAAUAAUUGUAUGGACCAAAUGCGUGGACCAUCCCCUGAAGCGCCGCAUCAGCAAAGGGUGUUCAUGCGCUGCGAUGUCAACUUCGAUACGACCUUGUAUGGACGUAACCUGAACUCAUUCAUCGGACGUGCUGCUCACAUUGAGUUCUUGGAAUCCGAUAUCUUUGCAAGAUUCAUAAUGUGGUCAUUCCAAGAUCUAUUCCGGUGA